GUACAUCUCUACCCUGAAGCAAAAGCUUGGAAUCUCGCCGAUGCACCUCUAAACCCUAACCCUAAUUCCUGUUCAUUUUCAAUUUCAGGAAGAUACGAAUAAUCCAAUUUGUAAUUUAUUCUUUUAAUUCAACAAAAAAUGUCAGCGGUUGUCUGUGGCAAGAGGUCGUUCUUCGACGACGACGCCGCCGCGUCAUCGCCGGCGUCUGCAUCGCCGCCAGCUUACAAGAAGUUCCGAUGCUCUUCGUCGACCUCGCCGGUCCGGUUCACGUACUCGCCGCCGGUUCAGACGAGCUCGGUUGAUCAGCUCAAGGCUCUGUUUCCUGAGCUGGAAGUUCAGCUUUUAGAGAAAGCUAUGGAAGAGUCUGUUGAAGACUUGGAUUUGGCAAUUAAGAAACUAAAUGAGUUUUGUCGUGGACAUGGGAAUGACAAGAUUGGCACAAGUGCUGAAGAAAAUGCAACAAUGGAAAAAGUUGCAUCACAAACCAGUGGGGAUUCAGUUCCUUUGCAGGAGUCACAAACUCAAAACAACCCGCUAGCAGAUGGUGCAGAAUGGGUGGAUUUAUUUGUGAGGGAGAUGAUGAAUGCUACUAGCAUAGAUGAUGCGAGAUUCCGGGCAGCCAGCAUAUUGGAGAAUUUAGAGAAAGCUAUCAGCUCUAGGGCCAGUGUCGAGGCAGCUCAAAGCUUUCAUAAGGAAAAUUUGACGCUGAAGGAGCAUAUUGAGUUUCUUCUCCGGGAUAAUGCCAUCCUCAAACGUGCCGUAGCCAUCCAGCACGAGCGCCAAAAGGAAAAUGACGAGAAGAGCCUAGAGGUGCAACACGUAAAGCAAUUGUUAGCACAGCAUCAAGAGCAGUUGCGUACUCUUGAGGCAAACAACUACGCGUUGACAUUGCGUUUGCAGCACGCGCAGCUGAGCAACUCCUUUGGGGGGCGUUUCCAUCCCGAUGUAUUUUAAUAAAUUGUGGGACUGAGUGAUUGUGUAUGCGGGCACCAACUGCUGCCAAGCCUUUUCUUAUCUAUAGAUUGUAACUGUAAGCCAAAAUGUUCAAUACAAGAUUAUGUAUAAAACCUUGAUAUUCAUAUAAUACCAUAUAUUUCCAUUAAUCA
Molecule: messenger RNA, 1106 nt
Organism: Salvia hispanica
Lineage: Eukaryota; Viridiplantae; Streptophyta; Magnoliopsida; Lamiales; Lamiaceae
Molecular function (GO): ubiquitin binding
Source: RefSeq, a predicted model, not a curated record